AUGGACACGCCUGAACCAUCUCUAAAGGCCCUGUUCAACCAAGCAAAGAAACAGCAAGAGGACUUGGAUAGCCUCGACCCUCGAAGCGCGACGUUCAAGCACUCGCUUCAAUCCAUCAUCGAUAACCUCGAACAAUGCCGCAAGUUGAUCCAAGAUCUCUCUUUGUUCAGCACGAAUGAAGAAGUGGAGGACAUCUCUACACAAGACCUGCAAUACCUGACGGUCGACUGUCUACUGGCAGAAGUCAAGAUCAAAGGAUAUGGUGAAAACAGGCAGUCAUCAUUACGGGAUGCCGCGGAGCUAUUCGAACAGUUUUUGACCCGGAUAGAUCAAUAUGGUCUACUGGGUGCCUCGGAUCGGGAGCUCUACGAACGCUACCUCGAGCAGCGCAGUUCAUUCCGAAUAGUCUCCUCUAACAGCCCUGAGGAGAAACGGAGGAUCAAGAUCUCCCGCUUCCAGGAAGAGAAGUCUUUGAAGCAGAGGCUCCAGUAUUUGAGAGAUGAAUCGAAGAAAUCAAACGUUGACGACGAGACCAUCAGGAGCCUGUACGUGGCCGAGAUCGCUUUCUUAGUCAACAAGGCGUUUUCAUCGCUGGACAUGAUAACACAGGAGCUGGAAAUCUUGUCUCAAAUGCGGCAUGCUGAGCCAGCCAGGCCAGGACCACCACCUCCAGACCAGAGAGCUCCUGUGAGACCGGAUUCUUAUUCGGAGCGUCUAGAUGGACCCGCCACAAUGGCAGGCCUCGGAAAGAGAGGAGGUCCUCUACUCAGCUCCAGUGGAAAACCUCUCCAGCCAUUCACUCUAACAGACAAGAGAACCCAACUGCGACAGGGCGUGUUUAGGCCAGGCCACAACCUCCCCACCAUGAGCAUCGACGAAUACCUCGAAGAAGAGCGGCGGAGAGGUGGCAUUAUCGACGGCGGAGGAAACGCUAACGCGCCUCAGCCCGAGCCCGAUGAGGACAAUAUGGAGCAAGUUGAUGCUGCCACAAUGAAGGCACGAGAGUGGGACGAGUUCGUCGAGGCCAAUCCAAAGGGAGCUGGAAACACGUUGAACCGGGGGUAG
This is a messenger RNA of Fonsecaea multimorphosa CBS 102226, 1065 nucleotides long. RefSeq lists its product as uncharacterized. Gene Ontology annotation, biological process: regulation of dephosphorylation; regulation of signal transduction. Gene Ontology annotation, cellular component: cytosol. Lineage: Eukaryota; Fungi; Ascomycota; Eurotiomycetes; Chaetothyriales; Herpotrichiellaceae. Gene Ontology annotation, molecular function: protein phosphatase 2A binding. The record is from RefSeq and is a predicted model, not a curated record. The transcript has 3 exons. The coding region runs from base 1 to 1065 and encodes 354 amino acids.